Messenger RNA from Aspergillus candidus, 1875 nucleotides. Its product is annotated as putative phenol 2-monooxygenase. The record is from RefSeq and is a predicted model, not a curated record. Lineage: Eukaryota; Fungi; Ascomycota; Eurotiomycetes; Eurotiales; Aspergillaceae. The transcript has 5 exons. Bases 1 to 1875 code for a protein of 624 amino acids. Gene Ontology annotation, molecular function: FAD binding.
AUGCCCAAAACAGACGUCCUAAUCUGCGGCAGCGGCUCCGCAGGCCUCUGCGCAGCUACCUGGCUCGCGCGAUACGGCAUCCCCUGCAAGAUCCUCGAGCGGCGCCCGGGGCCGAUGACGAUGGGCCAAGCGGACGGGGUGCAGUGUCGGACGGUGGAGAUCUUCGAGAGUUUCGGCGUUGGGGAGGAACUGCUGCGCGAGGCGUAUCAUGUUUUGGAAGUUGUGUUUUGGGCGGAUGAUUACAAUAAGAUUUACAAUCAGGGUGAUGGCAGUGGUGGUGUUGGUGGUGGUGGUGGGGAUGGCUACGGGGAGAGCAAGAUUAGAAGGACGGGUCGGACGGCAGAUACGCAGCCUGGCUUGUCGCAUCAGCCGCAUGUGAUUCUGAAUCAGGCGCGCAUUAAUGGGUUGUUGAUUGAGAGGAUGCGCGCGUGGAAUGGGCAGGAGAUUGAUUAUGGGUGUGACGUUAAGAGCGUGGUUGUUGAUGAGGGGCUUGUGGGGAAUCCGGGGGCGUAUCCGGUUAAAGUGACGGCGGAGGUGGAUGGGAAUGGGGGGAGGAGGGAGGAGGUGUUUGAGGCGAAGUAUGUUAUGGCAUGCGACGGCGCACACAGUACCGUCCGCAAAGCCCUCGGCUACACCAUGGUCGGCGACAGCAGCGACGCCGUCUGGGGCGUCAUGGACAUGAUCCCGCGCACCAACUUCCCCGACAUCCGCAAGAAGGCGACGAUCCGGUCGCAGGCAGGCAACCUGCUGAUCAUCCCGCGCGAAGGUGACGCCCGCAACCUGACGCGGUUCUACAUCGAGUUGCCGGCGGGGACGCGGCCGAAGGAAGUGCGGCUGGAAGACCUGCAGCGGACGGCGCGGGGGAUCCUUAGCCAGUACGAGAUUGAGUUCGUCGAGACGGUGUGGUGGUCGGCGUAUGCGAUCGGCCAGCGUUUGGCUGAUGUUUUCCACAAGGAUCACCGCGUCUUCCUGGCGGGAGAUGCCUGCCACACGCAUUCACCCAAGGCUGGCCAGGGCAUGAAUGUUAGUCUGCAGGACGGGUAUAACAUGGGCUGGAAACUGGCUCAUGUGCUUAAAGGGCUGGCCCCGCCGUCUCUGCUGGAGACGUACGUCCUGGAGCGCCAGAAGACCGCAACCGAUUUGAUCAACUUCGACCGCUACUUCUCCCAGCUGUUUUCGUCCGGCGGCAAGGUCUCCCCCGCGGAGUUCCAGCAGGGCUUCGUUCAAUCCGGCCAGUACACCGCAGGUCUGACGGCCCGGUACGAGGCGUCCCCGAUCACCUCCCCCCGGGAUGAGUCCGCAACGCUGGCCACCAAGGUCGUGGUGGGGAUGCGACUGCCCAGCGCGCAGGUCGUGCGCUUGUGCGACUCCAAGCCGUUGCAGCUGAUGACGGCACUGCGGUCUGAUGGCCGUUGGCGGGUUAUGGCCUUUGUCGGGGACCUCCGCCGUGGAGCGAACCGGUCUCGACUGAACGCGCUGGGAAACUACCUUGGCUCGCACGACAGCCCACUGCAGACAUUCCGGAUGCCCAACGGCGCGGCCGACAGCCUGAUCGAGCCCAUCUUUGUGGGCGUCGGGAACCGCCACGAGGUCGAGCUGGAGCAGAUCCCCGACUGUUUCUACCCGUUCUGCGGCAAGAACCAUAUCCGAGAUCUACACAAAUUGUACUUUGACGACGAGAGCUACAACAAGGGCCACGGUCAGGCCUACGAGCACCUGGGGAUUAGUCCUCAGGAGGGCGCCAUCAUUAUCGUGCGCCCCGACCAAUAUGUCUCCGCCGUCUUUCGUCUGGACGAUCCCACGCAGAUCGGGACGUUUUUCGACGGGUUCCUGAACCGGUCAAAAACGGUCUCACCCGGGGGAACCAAGCUGUGA